AUGACCUACGAUGAGAACACCGGCCCAGUCGGUGGAGUCAACCCACCCAUCCCCGACACAACAGCCGUAGCCGGCUCCCUCCGCGGCUCCACCAACCUGCAAGGCGGUCUCGCCGCUCGCCCGCCCGUCACCGGCGGCGACUCCGCCGCGGUCCCCGACCCGCAGAUGGUGCCGGGGCAGGACGCAGACUCCAAGCUAGGCCUCUACCUCGACUUCAACAGCGUCGAGUCUCCGCAGCCGAUUCGCGGCGGGAACGGCGGCACGGACCCCGGGCCGCGUACCAACGCGUACGAGAGGCUGAACUCGGACGUGUUCGCGCCACCCGGCACGGACAACGGCGAUGUGCCGAAUGCCAUGUGGCCGCUGGGGUUGAGCCAUAACCGGGCUGGGAGCGAGCCGGGCGCGGGCUGGGCUCGGCAGCAGAAUGUGGACGUGCUGCCGGUUGCCACGGCCAUGGCGGGCGUAGACAUGCGGUUGGCGCCGCAUGCGUACCGGGAGUUGCAUUGGCACACCUCGGCUGAAUGGUCCUUGAUCCUGAAGGGCGGCGUCCGCGUGGCGGCGAUGAACGAGGACGGCGCCACGUUCGUCGACGACCUCACAGCCGGUGAUGUCUGGUUCUUCCCCAAAGGCGUCCCGCACAGCCUACAAGCCCUGGACGAGGGUGUUGAGUUCCUGCUGGUAUUUGAUAGUGGCAGUUUCUCCGAGGACAGCACAUUCCUCGCGAGCGAGAUGAUGCUGCGGACCCCUAAAUCGGUCUGGGCGAAGGACCUGCAGACCAGCGUCGAUGCGUUUGACGACAUACCGCAGGACCAGAAAUAUAUCUUCAACGGCACGCCAGCCCCAGCCGACAUCGAGAAGCAGAACGUCACAUCCUCGGCCGGCUCGCUCUCGGGCCCAGACGGCUACACCUUCCACUGGUCGCAGCAGGCCCCGCACACCACCCCCGGCGGCACAGUCAAGAUCCUCGACCCGCAGACCUUCCCCAUCGCCAGCGGCUUCUCCACCGCUCUAGUUGUGCUCGAGCCGGGCGCGAUGCGCGAGGUGCACUGGCACACGACGUCGGACGAGUGGUCCUACUUCCUGCAGGGCUCAGCGCGCAUCACCGUCUUCUCCGCGCCCGAGGCGUCGCGCACCUUCGACUUCACCGCCGGCGACGUGGGCUACAUCCAGCAGGCCGCGGGCCACUACGUCGAGAACACGGGCACGGACGAUGUGGUGUUCCUGGAGGUGCUGCAGGCUCCGAAAUUCGCCGACAUCAGCGCGGCGCAGUGGCUGGCGCUGACGCCGCGCCAGGUCGUCAAGGAUACGCUGAACUUGAGCGAUAAGGUGCUCGAUGCGAUUCCCAAGGACAAGACGCUGAUUAAGCCUGGGCCGAAGAAUAUGACUGCUAUUGCUGGCGGUUCAUAG
This is a messenger RNA of Anthostomella pinea, 1407 nucleotides long. NCBI's taxonomy places the organism in Eukaryota, Fungi, Ascomycota, Sordariomycetes, Xylariales, Xylariaceae. The record is from the annotation of a GenBank genome assembly.